UAAAUGGCGACAGUGCUGCCAGCUUCUAGAGAUCAAUCAUUCGAAGAAUUGUGACAUUUUUGUCUUUAGGCCCCUCAAGCCUAUCGAUCCGAAUGGUCACGUUUUUACCAUUUUGGAAUCGGUUCAGUAGUGGUCCACCGAAAGUGUGUCUCCACACCGCAAAGGUCGAUCACUUCACCAUUCAUGUCCACGACUUAUGGGAGUCUAGGAGAGUUCGCACGAUCUUUCUUCUCCGCAUCAGGUGUCGCCAUUCAUCAUGCGGCAGAGAGAAACCUCCCGCACGAUCAACAACUGUAGUUAUAGCGUGGUUCCACCUCCACGCGUAUGGAGAAAACUGGUCUUCGGAGUUCAUUCCAAUCCGCCAGCGAGGUAGUUUCACUUGUGCUCUCUUCUUGACGACAUCAUCGCUGCUUUUUGGCGCCUCUUUCGAUAUCGCGUGAACCUGGCAACGUGUGACUGCCGAAUUGGCGAUAAUGGGUUUGAAAGUGCUGGCCAUUGCACUACUGGUGGCGUUAGCGCUGCUGGCCACCUUCGAUGCAGGUCCUAUGUACUACAAGAAGGUCUCCGGACAAAAGUACGAACCUGAUUGGGUGCCGGUGUCAUCGACGGUCAUACCGCUGGCCGAAUACCGCGUGAGUGUGGGUGGAGGUGGCGAGCAGGGCUCUCUGCUGACCGGGGAUGAGUACCGGAGGGCAUACCUGAGACACCAGCAACUGUCGGCGGCCGCCAAAAACGGUAAAGACAAGUUGAAGACUGUGCCAGGGAAGGGAUCGGAAGCUGAAGCGGGAGCAGCGGCUCGCGUCCAAGAAGAUCCGGACACGUUGAUCACAGCCAAGAAGAAGUUUUACGAACGGAAAAGCAACUGAUUGGUCGUUGGAAAGUGGAUGAUCGUUUAUAGAUAGUUUGUUCAAUGAAUACAUUCGUUAAUCGUAAAUUGUCUACUUGAUAGCAAUGCAAGAGUGCCAAUUGAUUCAAAAAAGUUAAAUAUUAAUGUUAUGUUAAUUUUAUUUGAUUUGAUUAAACGAAAGGUUAACCAAUACACACUGACA
Aedes aegypti (yellow fever mosquito) is the source of this 1049-nucleotide messenger RNA. RefSeq lists its product as uncharacterized. The transcript is spliced from 3 exons. NCBI's taxonomy places the organism in Eukaryota, Metazoa, Arthropoda, Insecta, Diptera, Culicidae. The record is from RefSeq and is a predicted model, not a curated record. The coding region runs from base 474 to 866 and encodes 130 amino acids.